This is a messenger RNA of Aspergillus novofumigatus IBT 16806, 2795 nucleotides long. Its product is annotated as putative intracellular protein transport protein (Sat1). Gene Ontology annotation, cellular component: Ric1-Rgp1 guanyl-nucleotide exchange factor complex; Golgi membrane. Gene Ontology annotation, biological process: retrograde transport, endosome to Golgi. The transcript has 4 exons. The record is from RefSeq and is a predicted model, not a curated record. NCBI's taxonomy places the organism in Eukaryota, Fungi, Ascomycota, Eurotiomycetes, Eurotiales, Aspergillaceae. The coding region runs from base 250 to 2694 and encodes 814 amino acids.
UGGAACCAACCGACUGCUCCCCGAUCAGAGCUCAUCCAGCUCUUCCUCUGCCCUCUAACCAUACAACACUAGAAAAAUGGCCUGCUUCGUUUAGCAUAUGACAGCAUGUCGAUGCUGGCGUAUGCAUGAGACUACUUCCGCUAAUUCUAAAACAGUGAGUGGUAGCUGAUACCCGCUGUCACUUCCCCGACUCCUAUAUCCCUCCACCUCUUCCUCCACCGCCCACAUGGUGACGCUGCGACCCUCGCCAUGCAAUCGGACAUACAGGUCUUUGUGAAGUGGAAAGACCAGACUAUAUUUGCAGGGGAAGAUGUGGAAUGUAUAAUCACAUUCAAGAACGUGGCAGAGACAGACGUGGAGACAAACAAUGGAGGGCAGGUUUCCCAUCAGCGAAAGCAGUCCCGCGCUGGCAAUGCGCAGGCCUCUAACUCCGACUCCUACUUCUCAUUGAAAGCUCCUCAAAAUUCAUUGUUUAGUCCUCACCGCCGCUCCUUUCCCGUUGCGCCCAGGAAGAGUUCUUCGCAUCGAGUAUCCUCGUCGUUGAGCUCUCCGUUGAUCGGCUCGCACAGCUUUCCUCCUCCCACCCCGCGAAAUAACCAAAACCCCGGGCACCAGCACAAGCGCUCCGUGUCUAUACUGUCAAUUGAAAGCGAAGGAACUGGGGAUAAAACCCCGAGGUCAUCGUUCCAGUUCAAUCGUUCCCGGCCGGGGAAGGGUCAUGGUCGUUCUGCGAGCUUGCAAGUCGUACCUAGAAGGUAUGAGGGGUAUGAAGAUGGCUUCGCAAAAGCUGGGCGAAAUACCGUCCGUGGCAUUGCCUCAGAGGCUGGCACCAACCAACUCCCGGGUAAUCUGAGGCCAGACGUGGAUGGGCCAAGCAGGGUCAGUCGCUCCGGAUCCAACGGGCAGAGACCCAUUCAGCCUUUAGGGUCACCGCGUACACCUGGACGCAGGCCUCAACUGCCGCCUAUGGAUUUCAAAUUCCCGCCUGCUCCCACAUCCGAUCCUAGCAAUCGCCCGGCUCUUUCUCCUGCGGCAACAUCCAUUGAUGAGAAUCCUGGCUCCGUGUCGACUGGACGAUCAAAUGGGAAGGAAAGUCCAGCAAUGCCUGCACCUGGUCACCUACCCCAGCUUACACGAAUAAUCUCGACAUCCAGCCUGAGCGGAAGUCAUCGGAGUAGCGGCGAGUUCUACUCCGCCAGCGACAACUCCUCAGAGACACUUCAAUCCGAAUACACGAAUUACUCUGCAAAUACACAACGCCCGAGCGGCCCUCGUCACGCGCGUCAUUUCUCGAGUGUGGAUACGGGGCCGAGACUAUCCAACGGCCAAACUCUCCUCAUGGGCUAUGCCCAAGUCAGCGCAUCCUUUACCGUCGAUGGCUCGUUAAUCAAUCAAGCAGCGUUUGAAGAAGUCAAACGAAAAGGGGUCGUUGGCAGUCAAGGUAAUGCAGCUGGUACGCUAAGUGGUGGAUCCGCCUCCAUCAGCGACAAAAGCCGUAAAGGUGGAGGGUUCUGGGGUGCUUUCAAGUGGAAUGCGAUAGAGGAGUCCAUAAGCGGUCUUCUAUCCAACAAUGAACUCGAUGGUCUUCGUGAUAUGCGUGGCGUUACUUCGUCACGAUCGAUACCUUUGUUGUCCACCCCGCAGUCCCUUCUUUUUGUGGAUCUGCGACUAGCACCAGGAGAAGAACAGUCCUAUUCUUUCUCCUUCACUCUUCCCAAGGGACUCCCUGCGAGUCACAAGGGCAAAGCUAUCAAGAUAUCAUAUAAUCUAGUCAUAGGUACUCAAAGGCCGAGUGGGUCUAACGAACCCCAGCGCGUGAAUCGCAUCACCAUCCCCUUCCGUGUCUUCAGCGGAGUGAACAGUCAAGGAGAGAUCCUCGGACAUAACCUGAUGAGCCCUUAUGUACUUCUUCGAGACGAAGCCAGGGUCCAGAAAAUAGGCACUACACCGCCGCCGCCAGUGUCUAAGAAUAAGAGCAUUAGCGGGCACGUAUGGACGUCAGCACCAGAAUUUCUUUCCUACGUAGAUGAACUCCUCGAGCAACAAUCUCGCAAAAAUCUACUGCAGCCACCAGACCUUGUCAACGCAAGACGUUCCUCAAGCUAUGAACCGUUGGCCGGCCCGCUUUCCUGCAAAGACGCAAUUGACUUGGCCAUCCUGCGAAGCAAUCAAGCAAUCAGCACAGCGCGCAGCCCAACCGCACAUCGACUGGGCGAAACCAUCACCGCCACAGUUGAUUUCACGGAUGUCGCACUUCCAUGCUACGCCCUGCGGGCCACACUGGAGUCGUUCGAGAAGGUCGCAUCCUCACUGGCAGUUCGGUCAAACGCUAGCAUCCACCGAGCCACACGGCGUGUGCAUGCGUCCUUCUUCGAGAAUACGCUGUAUUCCACUCGAGUUGUUUUCAGUCCUGCGGUUCCCGUCUCCGCAACACCGACUAUCAUCACCACCGGAGUCAACCAUGAAUGGGAGCUACGGUUCGAGUUUGUGACUACCAGCUUGCACCAUGAGCUGAGGACAGGCCUCUCUGGUGCUAGGCUGCUUGAAGUGGUUUCCGAGGACGACCGUGGGCAGGUUAUGUCAGGCCUGGAGAACCUCGGCUGUGAGUCCUUUGAGAUCGCAAUCCCCUUCACGGUAUACGGGGAAACUGUUCGGGAAAGGCUCCCGGAAGAGAACGAGGGUUAUUCUAUCUAGAGGCAUAUGUACUUCUUGCAUGAGCGUUGAUCAUACCCCAUUGCGCUUCAAAUGAAUCGGAUUAAUUCCCCCCAUGGUCUUCUUGGAUACUCGUAUUGUAG